This is a messenger RNA of Kalmanozyma brasiliensis GHG001, 582 nucleotides long. RefSeq names its product Small GTPase superfamily. The transcript has 2 exons. The record is from RefSeq and is a predicted model, not a curated record. Gene Ontology annotation, molecular function: protein kinase binding; GTP binding; GTPase activity. Gene Ontology annotation, cellular component: cell projection; cytoplasmic vesicle; cell cortex. Gene Ontology annotation, biological process: regulation of actin cytoskeleton organization; cortical cytoskeleton organization; regulation of cell shape. Bases 1 to 582 code for a protein of 193 amino acids. NCBI's taxonomy places the organism in Eukaryota, Fungi, Basidiomycota, Ustilaginomycetes, Ustilaginales.
AUGCAGACCAUCAAGUGUGUGGUCGUCGGUGACGGUGCCGUCGGUAAGACGUGUCUCCUGAUCUCGUAUACAACCAAUGCCUUCCCAGGCGAAUACAUCCCCACAGUGUUCGACAACUACUCCGCGAACGUGAUGGUGGAUGGCAAGCCCGUGUCUCUCGGACUGUGGGACACGGCGGGUCAAGAAGACUACGAUCGUCUUCGACCGCUCUCGUACCCACAAACGGAUGUCUUUCUGAUCUGCUUCUCGCUCGUCUCGCCACCUUCGUUCGAGAACGUCCGCACCAAGUGGUGGCCCGAGAUCUCGCACCAUGCACCCAACAUCCCCACCAUCCUCGUCGGCACCAAGCUCGAUCUUCGCGAAGACCCCGAGACGAUUGCCAAGUUGCGCGAUCGACGCAUGCAACCCAUCACGUAUGCCCAGGGCAACCAGAUGGCCAGGGACAUUCGUGCGAAUAAGUAUUUGGAGUGCUCGGCGCUUACGCAGAAGGGUCUGAAGGGCGUUUUUGAUGAGGCGAUUAGGAGCGUUCUUGCGCCUACCCCGAUCAAGUCGAAGAAGAAGAACAACUGUGCUAUUCUCUGA